CCUUGACAAAGCUUGCCCACCCUGGUCAUAGGUUUGGGAUCAGGACCGAAACUCAAAUCCUUGCAAUGGUCGGACUCAGAGGUUAACCCAGGUCCAAGUGCACGUCGUCGUCGUGUCCUUCUUGGAUCGAGAUACUUUGACCACCUGUCAAACUCCGCUUCUUGUUCCCAAAUGCAUCGGAACUGCUGGCAUGGGAAUGUUUCAUUGAGCCUGUAGAAGGGGCCGGACUGGCUCGCGAAGGCAGAGGAGGUUCGAGUGCCGCAGAUGGUAGAGCUCUGAGCUCUGAGAUGGCAGCCUUGCAGCUUGCUUCAUCGAAGCUGUGAAAGAGAGUGCCCUGGCCGUCGUCUGGAAAUCCUACGUUCAUUUCCCUGGUGUUGUUGAUGGUUUCGUUGGUCCCGAUUCUGCGCCCAAGCGAUCUUGACCAUGAAGAUCUCGUGUGUGGCAACGGAUCUUACUCUUCAGCACGUCGUUCCCCAAGAUCGAAUCGUUUUCCGGACGAAGACCGGUCGCACAUCAGCACGAGCGACACCUGUAUCAUGAACGACCUCGAACGAGAGCUCCUGCGUUGUUUCCUACCAGGUGCUGGCGUCGCCGUCUCGAACGUGGGCGCCGGGGACCCGCAGCAGGCGCUUGUUGUUCUCCCAGAUAAAUCGCGUGUCGUCGCCCAUUGUGGGGUGAAGACCAUCUUCAUGAAGCGUAGCGGAUCCUUGCGAUAGUUGAAUGGUGCUCCACAGCAGUCGAAUCACACCAUCCGCCCCAGUCAAUACUGGGAGAUACACAAAACACCGGUGUUGCUGCGCGAUGAAGACCUUGCGAGCAUAGAUCCCGAUCUGGCGUCGUGCUUCAAGCUCAAAGGCUUCCUUCAGCUCGACUUUCAUUGGGGCCCCCAUUUGUCGCUACUCUACUUUCGGUAGAUAUGCCGACUCCCGGGUGACCGAUCGACCGACAGCAAGAACGGCGAGAUCGGGCGCAGACUUGAUUUGGAUGUUCCUCCAACUACCGGGAGCCGAAAUCGGCAAGUUAUUGCAUCGGCUCUCGAAAAUGGGAUGUACGUGCCGCAUCGAGCGCCUGUCCGGGUUUCAGGUCGAGACUGGUAUCGUUUCCCGGAAAUGCGCCAAGAAUCGGACCAGAAGCUCGACCACCGGAGCGUACAGAUCUCUCUCCUGCUCCGCCUCGGUGGGAAUCCCCGUCCAGCUACAGUGGUCCCGAUCGUAGCCCACGUAGGUAUUCAGCCAAAUCUGUGCAGCGUGGCGGAGGUCGGGAUAGGAUUCAUCGACCAUCGACUCGAGAUGUUGGACAAAUUCCGGGUCUUCGAAGAAGUAGCCCUCGAGUUCCUGCAAGACUUCGGCUCAGACGCAUUGCGCCACCCAGUCCAAUGGCUCCGGUUCCUCGCUCACGAUGGGAGUUUGACGCUCUUACUAAGAAUAGAGACGGAAAUCCAUGGGCAAGUAGUGGAAAUAGUCCUGAGGAUGUCGUGAGGCUGACUCUGGCUCAACGGCUCACGAUAGACUGGACGGGUUUCAGGUCGUAUCCCUCAGAGCCAGCGUGUGGCCCGUAGCUCGGCCCACGCGUCGACAUCCAUCCCUCAAUGAAGCUUUGCUGUCUCUUCGUCCGUGUGUACCCUCAAGACCGCCAACAGAGUUCGCAGACAAGAACCAAAUCUGAUCAUGAUGUGGUCUGCAGCGUUGAUAGAAAGGACGAAAGUGUGACAGUGAUGUGACAGGACGCGCUUGUGACUCAUCAUCAAUCAUCCAUAGCGCGACUGCGUGGAUGGACUGAGCUCUGCUGCGACAAAUUGAAGGUCUUGACGAUCAUCAGAAUAAAUGGCCUU
Messenger RNA from Mycena citricolor, 1831 nucleotides. NCBI's taxonomy places the organism in Eukaryota, Fungi, Basidiomycota, Agaricomycetes, Agaricales, Mycenaceae. The record is from the annotation of a GenBank genome assembly.